Messenger RNA from Gossypium arboreum, 2611 nucleotides. RefSeq names its product NAD(H) kinase 1-like. Bases 524 to 2284 code for a protein of 586 amino acids. Gene Ontology annotation, biological process: NAD+ metabolic process; NADP+ biosynthetic process. The record is from RefSeq and is a predicted model, not a curated record. The transcript is spliced from 12 exons. NCBI's taxonomy places the organism in Eukaryota, Viridiplantae, Streptophyta, Magnoliopsida, Malvales, Malvaceae. Gene Ontology annotation, molecular function: NAD+ kinase activity.
UAUUAUUUUACACAAUUUUUAUAUAAUAUUGUAUAUGAUUCUAGAUAAGAAAAAAAAAGGAAGAACAGCUGUUGUUGAAUGUAAGACGGAGAUUUUAUCAUCAUUAUAAUAAUCAAGAUGGUGGAUUUGGACUUAGAAUGAACGUAUGGUCCCACUGCCAUGUGGAUUGAAGCAGGGAGAGCAGCGUAUGGCUGCAGGUAGGAGAUUGAUCUCAUUUUGUGUGAGUUCCUAACAAUUUUAUGAGGGAAAUGGAAGAUGGAAAAUGGGAAGGGAAAGGGAAAGGGAAAAGGGAAAGGGAAAGGGAAAGGAAAGGAGAGAUUGGAAAGGAAAAGGAGUAAUUAUUAUUUUAAUUAAUUACACCAUUUUUACAAAAUUCACCGAAUCAAAUCAGGUCUGCAACUAAAAUAUUAAUAUGCCACAUGUUGAUGUGAUGACAAUAGCUGCAGUUCUUACAGCUCUAUAAAAAUCAUCCCUUUUUCUUCUAUUUUGUUCUUCCUUCUCUCCCUUCCAUCCACCCACGGUCAUGUCUCCCAGCAAGCUUGAUUCCACUGAUUCCUUUGGACAUGAGGAGGCAAGUGUUUCGUGCUCAAAGCCAGAGAAUGGUUGUGUUGAUUCACUUUCUAUUUUCCAUUCCGAGAAGGCAGUGGAAGAACUUCUUCAACAAACUCCUGUUGCAGGAAUGGAUGAACAUCUUAUAGAGUUCUCAGAAGCUUUGAGAACUGUUGCUAAGGCAUUAAGACGAGCUGCUGAAGGAAAGGCUUCUGCACAAGCUGAGGCUGCUGAAUGGAAACGUAGAUAUGAGCUGGAGAGAACCAGGAAUAUUCAGAUGGAGCGAAAAGUAUCAGGCAACAAUAACUGUGAAAUGCUACAACAUUGGUGGAUUCGAUCUUCUCUAGAUAAUGCAAUGGACAUGUUAAGAAUUAUGCUUCCAUGUCUUUUCUUCUGGGAGGUUGGGAAAGAACAAAAUAAGAGAAUAGCAGAAGCUCGCAUGGCAGAGCAGUUCUCUGCAGAGAAAAAUGGUGAUAUUGAUUGCGAGAGGGUAAAAAACUCCGACAACCAAUCGAUGCUGCAGAAUGAAUCAAAUGAGUAUUCUGAGACAGGCUGCAUGAAGCAUGGGAUUUGGUCGCAUGAGGUUCUUCGUGACAGAGAAUCAGAUUCAAAUUCCAAUGCAGAUCGUAAUAAGAUUAUGAGAAAGGCAUCGUUUAAACUUUCAUGGUGGUGCAAUGGUGAGAAUGGUGAUCAGCACAAACAUGACAUUGUCUCUUUUGAAAGAGGGAAUAUUACAACGGCAGAACGCAGUAGUAAACAGAUUUCUCUGAAGUGGGAAUCUGACCCUCAGACUGUGCUUAUUUUGACAAAACCAAAUUCGGUUUCUGUUCGAAUUCUUUGUGUACAAAUGGUCAGAUGGUUGAGAGAGAGGAAAAAGUUAAAUGUUUAUGUUGAACCACGUGUGAAGGUUGAACUUGUAGCAGAGUCAUCCAACUUCAGCUAUGUACAAACAUGGAAAGAUGACAGUGAAAUUUCACACCUACACAUGAAAGUUGAUCUGGUGAUAACUCUUGGUGGUGAUGGAACUGUUCUAUGGGCAGCAUCAAUGUUCAAGGGACCUGUUCCUCCAAUUGUUCCAUUUUCAUUAGGUUCUUUGGGCUUUAUGACUCCUUUUCAUAGUGAACAUUUCAAAGAUUGCCUUGAUUCAGUCCUGAGGGGACCCAUCAGUAUAACGUUACGGCACCGCCUGCUAUGCCGUGUUGUUAGAGAUGCUGCUAAAAAUGAGUACGAAACAGAACCUUUUCUUGUUCUAAAUGAGGUUACAAUCGACCGUGGAAUAUCAUCAUACCUCACGAAUCUGGAAUGCUAUUGCGACAAUUCCUUUGUUACAUGUGUGCAAGGGGAUGGUUUAAUUUUAUCAACUACAUCUGGUAGCACUGCAUAUUCGUUGGCAGCUGGAGGAUCAAUGGUCCACCCACAGGUCCCUGGUAUCUUGUUCACACCAAUCUGUCCUCAUUCAUUAUCCUUUCGACCCCUGAUAUUGCCUGAGCAUGUAACAGUCCGGAUAAUGGUGCCGUUCAAUAGCAGAAGUCCGGCUUGGGCAUCAUUUGAUGGAAAGGACAGGAAACUGUUGGCUGCUGGGGAUGCUCUUCUGUGCAGCAUGGCACCUUGGCCCGUGCCUACAGCUUGUCAAGUUGAUUCUACUAAUGACUUUUUACGCAGUAUCCAUGACGGCCUCCAUUGGAAUCUGAGAAAGACGCAGUCAUUUGAUGGCCCUCGGGAUCGGGAUCUAUAAGGUCAUUUUCCGAACUUAUAUCUAGCUGGAAUCUAACUUAUACAUUCCAUAUGUUUCAGUCAUUGUAGGAAGGGGAAAUCAAAUUCACAAAAACUGAAAUAGCUGUAAGUUCUUGUUAUAUCACAGUAUUAUGGUUUACCCUUAAAAAUGUUUUCCCCUCAAAGGUUGUAGGAAGGAGCACUAUAUUUGCCCUUCUGCUGCUGCAGAUAUAACCAAAGUUGUAGUCAACACUAGAGUAUAUUUGUAUCUUUUUUAUGAGAUCAAAAGAGGAUACAUCACAAUGUGUCAAAUUUAGUUUCCAAAUUUUAGGUUGGGAGCUUUAAGAAA